Messenger RNA from Arabidopsis thaliana (thale cress), 663 nucleotides. Its product is annotated as Small nuclear ribonucleoprotein family protein. The coding region runs from base 92 to 430 and encodes 112 amino acids. NCBI's taxonomy places the organism in Eukaryota, Viridiplantae, Streptophyta, Magnoliopsida, Brassicales, Brassicaceae. The transcript has 2 exons. Gene Ontology annotation, cellular component: NatC complex. The record is from RefSeq and is marked reviewed.
UUGAGUUUCUUCUCUUUGUGAUUAAAAAAGAAAGCAAAACUCUGUAAUCGAAACUGAAGAAAGCCCUAAGAAUAAAAAGCCUGUUGUGGGAAUGGAACAAGCUGCAGAGAGGAGUUCAACCAUUGUUGCAUCCACCUCUGAAGGGUCGGAUUUUGAUCCGAUAUCUCGAUUGAGGAAGCUCUUGUUCCGCCAAAUGCUUGUGGGAAUCAAAGACGGCAGAUUCUUCCUUGGAAAUUUCCAUUGCAUUGACAAACAAGGAAACAUCAUUCUCCAAGACACUGUGGAGUAUCGUAGCAUACGAAGAUCAUCUCCUUCGCCUACUGAACAGCGUUGUCUUGGUAUGAUCCUAAUCCCUUCCUCUUGCAGGACAUCUUGCCAUGUUGAUUGCUCUAUCGAUGAACAGCUUUCGUUGAUUCAGCUGAAAGAGUAGAGCUUCUUUUAAGACUUCAUGAGAGAAUCUUUCCAAGUUUCAUCAAUGUUGUAACCAAUAAUAGGUCUUGUCAUGGAUUUAGUCUCUUCAUCAUGGCCAAAAUCAAAAUUUUAUUCCAUGUCUUUGUAUGGUCAAUGAUUCACAUGUUUUUGUGAAGAUAUAUGUAUACAUUGGAAACUGUUUUUGAACUUUUUGUAUUUACAUUUAGAGAGACAAGUCUGAAACUUUUCGAA